Trifolium pratense (red clover) is the source of this 1800-nucleotide messenger RNA. RefSeq names its product probable aspartic protease At2g35615. Lineage: Eukaryota; Viridiplantae; Streptophyta; Magnoliopsida; Fabales; Fabaceae. Gene Ontology annotation, cellular component: extracellular region. The record is from RefSeq and is a predicted model, not a curated record. The transcript has 2 exons. Bases 41 to 1489 code for a protein of 482 amino acids.
AUUAGUACUACAAACUAAUACUACACUUGAAAGUUCCAAAAUGCAUACCCUAAAACCAUUCUCUUUUACACUAAAAGUAUUACUCUUUCUACUUUCUCUUUUAACCCUAAAACCUCUUGUCGAUGCUAAUACUCGAAACCUAAUCAGUUUUAACAUCCAGCAAGUUACUAUCAACACCAACAACGACUCUUUUGCAUAUGAAUUUGAUGAUGAAGACAUCAUUAAUAGAACUCCUUUAACCAUCGAAUCUGAUAUAAUUGCAGAAGAAUUUCGAUAUCUCAUGAAAUUCGGUGUUAAAACUUACGGCAAUCAUGACGUCGAUACAUAUGCCAUUCCAGACACCGGAAGCGAUCUCAUAUGGCUUCAAGAUAGGAUUUGCAAUGAUGGAAAAGAUGAUAAAAAUUGUUAUGAAGCCAAAGUCAAUGAAUAUAGAGAAAAGCCUAAGGACCCUAUUGAUUGUUGGGUAGAUGACCGAUGUAAUAAAACAUUGCCAGCGCUCGGUAUCAAACAUAGAUGCACCAAAAAACAUAAGUGCGAGUACAGUGGUAUAGUUUAUGGAGAUGGUUCUAAAAAUGAAGGAAUUUUGGGCCAAGCUGAUUUUUUCUUCUCCGCAAUCACCAGCAAAAGUAAACCCGAUCGCCGCGUUGAAAGGAAAAUGACGAUUGGAUUUUCACCAAAAUUGGGAGGUGAUGAAGGUGAAUCAAAAAGCUUAUACCAAGGAAUUGUUGGACUUGGAUAUGGAAAUCUAUCAUUGAUAAAACAAUAUGCCAAAACAAGACGGAGAUGUUGUGCAUUCUCUUAUUAUCUUCCUCAAUUUCGUCGCAAAGAUGAAGACGCUAUUAAAGCUAGAAGCAAGUUCAAAUUUGGAGAUGAUGUGAAAAUUUCGGAUAAAAACACGUCUUUAUUGUUACCAAAAAACAAAGAUGACGAGUGUGGCAUUCGUUAUUGUGUUCAACUUGAAGGUGUUUUUCUCAAAUUUGAAGAUGAAAAUCAUGAAAUAAAAACUGACACUGAUCAUAAGGUAAUGAUUAUUGAUUCGGGUACCACAAAAACAUAUCUUAGACUUACUUGUAAAAAAUUUGAGGAAUUUAUAAAUAAAAUAAAGGAGAAAUUAAAUGUGGAGUUAACAAAGUUUGAAGGUUAUUAUGAGAAUUGUUUUGAGAAAAAUGAUGAGAAUAAGAAGAAAUUGGAGAAAUUGGAGAAAAUAUCAUUUAAAUUUAGUGGUACAAAAAUAGAGUUGAAGAGGGAAAAUUUUUUAGAUGAUGAUUUUACUCCUCCUCCUAUAAAAUCCAAUGGGGACCAAAAAAAAUAUAUUUGCUUAACGGUGGAAAGAGAAACUAAAAGGGAAUAUCAUAUACUUGGAAGUAGAGCUCAGAUGGAUUUUUUGGUGGCUUUUAAUGUUACUGAAGGAAAUAAGAUAGUGUCCUUUGAUCAUCUUGAAGUUGAAGAUAAUAAGCAUAUUGAAGAAUCAUUGGUCCUUUCAGAAUAAGUAUAAAUAUGCCAUAUGCCAUGCAUUUGGUAAUUAAGGCUACUACGUACCUCUAGUCAUGUGUGUCAAGAAUAAGAAAUGUGUGGUUAUAUAUUAAUUAUAUAUGUAUUAGUAGUUUUCAAUAAGCUAGUUAGCAUGCAGUAUUGUUAUGUAAGUUACGUUGUGUGUAAUGUGUGUAUGUGAGACUAGAGUUUUGAGUCAAAUUGAGUUGUGUCACUAUGUAAUGUAUGUAUAUUAAUUUAUUAAUAAUAAUGGUAUGAUAUGAUAAAUUUGGAGUUGUCUCACAAACAUAACCGUUAUAAAAAAAAAAA